Messenger RNA from Fusarium graminearum PH-1, 1890 nucleotides. RefSeq lists its product as uncharacterized. The transcript has 8 exons. Bases 1 to 1890 code for a protein of 629 amino acids. NCBI's taxonomy places the organism in Eukaryota, Fungi, Ascomycota, Sordariomycetes, Hypocreales, Nectriaceae. The record is from RefSeq and is a predicted model, not a curated record. Gene Ontology annotation, molecular function: copper ion binding; oxidoreductase activity.
AUGGGGUUCUGGAAGAGACUCACAGAGUUCCUCUUCGUUGGAGGGGGCUACAAUGAUCAGUUCAGAUUUACGUCUGACCACUCACUUGUUGAUCCAGUCAACUCGGUAGUUGACGUGUUUGAUCCAUCUACUGUUGUUGGUGGCUCAUGCAAUACACCUACGAACAGAUCCUGCUGGGCUCCGGGCCUUGAUAUCUAUACCGACUAUGAAGAGGUCAUUCCAGAAGGUGAAGUUCGAAAGUUCCAUCUCGUGGUUGGAAAUCAUCAGAUCUCUCCUGACGGAUAUCUGGUCGAGCGCAUGCUGUUCAACGGGAGUUAUCCUGGGCCAACUCUAGAAGGAAACUGGGGUGAUACAUUUGAAAUCACCAUCCAUAACAAUCUUACAAACUUCAACGGAACAUCGGUUCACUGGCAUGGUAUCCGACAACUGAACACCAACUGGAUGGACGGUGUGUCAGGUGUCACCGAAUGCCCAAUCCCACCAGGCGAGACCAUGACUUAUCGCUGGAAGGCCACUCAAUAUGACGCCGAUGGACUGUUGGGCGCAAUCAAGAUCAACGGACCAUCUAGCAUGAACUACGACUAUGAUCUCGGCCCUGUACUCAUCACAGACCAUUUCCACAAGACAGCCUUUUCACAAGUCAUGCUCGAGUACUUGGGACGCCCCCCGGCACCAGACAGCAUCCUGAUGAACGGCAACGGAACAUACUACUGUUGUCCAAAGGGGAACAAAAACUGCGACAACAACUGCGUAGGCAAGUCUAAACUAACAUCAUUCAACUUUGAGAAAGGCAAAAAGUACAAGAUGAGUCUUGUGAAUACUGGUGUCUCAACACACAUGACCUUUUGGAUUGAUAACCACAACUUUUCCGUUGUUGCAACCGACUUUGUCCCCAUCACGCCUUACAACACCUCUAUUCUCAAUAUUGCUAUUGGCCAGCGCUACGAUAUCAUUAUCGAGGCCAAUGCCACGCUUCAUGAUUCAGCCAACUCCAAAAGAACCAACUUCUGGAUGCAUGCUCGCGACUGCAACAAUGGAGGAGCUCGCUCGAACCUAGGUAUUAUACGCUAUGACGCGAAGAACCAAAAGGUUCCUUGGACUCCACCUCCGGACGAGAAGCAUCUUUGCUACGGAUGUCUCGACGAGCUAGGUGUGAACCUCAAACCUAUCGUCAAGAGGACCGUCCCCCUCGCUGCAAAUGUAAACUACCAGAAUGAAUCCUUCAAGGUUCAUCUGGUAGGAUAUCCUGACGACACAGCCGAAAGCUCGACACUUCACAAAUGGGUUCUCAAGGAUUCAUCGUUCUACCUUGAUUGGGCUGAGCCCAGUUUGAGUCUUGUCAAGGUUGCUUAUGAGAAAGACUGGAAGCAUCCGAAGUGGCCCAAGGGCUACGAGCCUGUCAAUCUCGAGUAUACAAACGGCAGUUGGGUGUAUUUCUUGAUCGAAGGCAAGUUCAAGGAGUCUUUGCACAACAUGCCUGGACAUCCCAAGAUCUACAAGACGCAGGCUCCUGUGGCUCAUCCGAUGCAUAUCCACGGCCACGAUUUUGUCGUUCUUGCUUCUGGUGACAAGGAGUUUGAUGCAAGUACCGUCAAGUUAAACACGAACAAUCCACCUCGACGCGACGUGGCACUGCUUCCUGUCAAUGGGUACCUCGUCGUUGCAUUCCAAAUGAACAAUCCUGGUGUUUGGCUAAUGCACUGCCAUAUCGCUUGGCAUGCUAGUGGUGGACUUGCGCUUCAGUUCGUUGAGUCACCUAGACAAAUUGGACCGCAGUUCCAAAAGUCUGGUAUUCUGCCUCACUACUCUGAGCAGUGCAACAACUGGGCUGCGUAUUACACCAUGUUUAACAAGAAUGAGAACGCGACACAGGAGGACUCUGGUAUCUAG